Molecule: messenger RNA, 972 nt
Organism: Prunus dulcis (almond)
Lineage: Eukaryota; Viridiplantae; Streptophyta; Magnoliopsida; Rosales; Rosaceae
Product: protein EMBRYO DEFECTIVE 514
Exons: 2
Coding region: 66-746 (226 amino acids)
Biological process (GO): chloroplast rRNA processing; chloroplast organization
Cellular component (GO): chloroplast
Source: RefSeq, a predicted model, not a curated record
UAUAGAUAUAUAAGGAGGCCCAAAACCUAGGGUUUAGCCUCACAAGCAUACACAGAUAUACGAUCAUGGCAGAGAAGACAGUCUCUGAACUCGCCGAAACCAACUCGGAAACCGCCGCCGCUGCCGAGGACAUGGAACUAGAAGCCUCAGAGCCCGCCCCGGCCGAAAAACCCGAUGAGGGCACUGACGGCGAGGCUGAGGCGAACGCGAAACGGCUCAGGGAUGAGGAGGGGAGUGAAGGAAACGACGCCGUGGCGAAGAAGACGAAGGUGGAAAAGUCGCCGGAAGAGGAGCGGUUGGAGAAGUUGGGGGAAGGAAAAGAGUCGGGUCGGGUCAGCCUGGGCCCGAAGAGUUUCGGGUCGUCGGUGGAGAUGUUUGACUACUUCUACAGGUUGCUUCAUUAUUGGCCGACUGAUCUCAGUGUUAAUAAGUAUGAACAUCUGGUUUUGCUGGACUUGCUUAAGAAGGGUCAUGCAGAGCCUGAUAAGAAGAUUGGUGGAGGGGUCCAGGCUUUCCAAGUUCGAACCCAUCCAUUGUAUAAAAGCAGGUGCUUCUUCCUCAUUAGGGAAGAUGAAGCUGUUGAUGAUUUUAGUUUCAGGAAGUGUGUGGAUCAGAUACUUCCCUUGCCAGAGAACAUGAAAGCACACUCCGACGCCAAUAAAGCCUUAGGUGGGAAAGGUGGCCGGGGUGGCGGCGGUGGAAGAGGAGGUUGGCGUGGCCGUGGAAGGGGUAAGCCGAGAAACUGAAUUGUAGUCUCCAGGUUUUCCUUUGCUGGAGUUUGAGUUUCAGCAUAGGGUCAAAGAAGAAAAGUUAUGGACCUUGCUUUAUAUUCCUUCUAUUUUAUUGAGAUAAAACAGUUGUAUUAUCCAAAUUUGAUUGAUAAGGGUUUCUUCUGGUUUUUUCCAUUGCGUUUUAUGUACUUGUGCAUAAGUAAGAAUUCGUUUCAUUCUAAUGCAUAUUUAAGGAACAUUA